Messenger RNA from Gekko japonicus, 1486 nucleotides. It is a transcript of the gene SRD5A1, whose product is annotated as steroid-5-alpha-reductase, alpha polypeptide 1 (3-oxo-5 alpha-steroid delta 4-dehydrogenase alpha 1). Gene Ontology annotation, molecular function: 3-oxo-5-alpha-steroid 4-dehydrogenase activity. The record is from RefSeq and is a predicted model, not a curated record. NCBI's taxonomy places the organism in Eukaryota, Metazoa, Chordata, Lepidosauria, Squamata, Gekkonidae. Gene Ontology annotation, cellular component: membrane. Gene Ontology annotation, biological process: steroid biosynthetic process. The coding region runs from base 2 to 838 and encodes 278 amino acids. The transcript has 5 exons.
GAUGGAGGCGUCGUGGUCGUCCUCGUCCUCCUUGGCGGCGCCGUGGUCUCCGGCUUUCUGGCGGCGCCUGUCCGGGCCGGAGGAGGCGCGGGCGCUGGAGCUGCUGAGCUACGGGCUGGCGGGCUGCAUGGCGGCGGCGGCGGUGCUGGGGCGCACCGUCCGCGUCCCCUACGGGCGCUACUCCUCGGCGCUGCUGGGCGGCUCGGCGCCGGCCCGCCUGGCCUGGGCGGUGCAGGAGGCGCCCGCCUUCCUCCUCCCGCUCCUCCUCGUCCUCCGCAGCGACGGCGCCCAGCUCCACCGCUGGCCCAACCGCCUCCUCCUCGCCCUCUUCCUCGCCCACUACGCCUACAGGGCAUUCGUCUUCCCUUUCUUAAUUCGUGGAGGAAAGCCAACACCGAUCAUUACUUGUGCACUAGCCUUUGUCUUCUGCUGUUGUAAUGGAUACUUGCAAGGCCGGAGUUUGAGUAACUACGCAGAAUACCCAACGAGCUGGUUGAAAGAGCCGUGUUUCAUUCUAGGUAUUGCAGGGUGGAUUGGCGGCCUACUGAUUAAUAUACAUUCGGAUAAUAUUUUAAUAAAUCUCAGGAAACCAGGAGAGACAGGCUACAAAAUACCGAGAGGAGGAGUGUUUGAAUAUGUCAGCGGAGCAAACUUCUUUGGAGAGAUCAUCGAAUGGUCUGGGUUUGCUCUCGCUUGUUGUACGGUGGAAAGUGCCGUUUUUGCCUUCAGCACGUUUCUGAUCUUGAGUACCCGAGCGCAGCAGCAUCACCAGUGGUACCUUGAAAAGUUUGAAAACUACCCACAAUCCAGGAAGAUUGUGAUCCCAUUUGUGUACUAAGUGCUUCCUAAUGUUCUCGGCUAAUUCUGAAUAAUUUCUCUUUCGGAGUGGCAGCUGUUCUGAACAAUAAAUGUUGGCUAAUGGGUUCUUCUGCAAUUCUGGUGCUCCAGGGGAACUCUUAUUAAUGCAGAGGUUCUGUCAAAGGAUGUCACAACAACAUGUCCGGUUGGCCAUUGUUUACUUGAAACUCCCUAUUGACAAAGUCUUGGUUGGUGAACCUAAUAAAGUUUCAGGAACCCACACUCCAUACACCCACACUCCAUACACCCAGGGGUGCAUGGCAUCAUUUAUUUGCUGGUGACCAUUGGUCGUGGGGAGGGAUUUAGACUUGCAGCACAAGAUACAGAUUAAAAUGUAAAAUCAGCUACACGUUUCACACUGUAAAACAACCAGUUAUAAAAUCAUCAGAAGGUGGGCUGGCCUUAACAUCAUUAGAUAAGAUGGUUUCCGCUAACCACAGUAAAUUUAUUUCUCAUUUUUGUGCUGCCAAGGGAGUGACGAAAGGGGUUUGUGUCCUUCAGCAAAAAGAAGAGUUUCCCAUAGCCUUCCCUAUGUUAGGUGUACCCCCUAGAAAUUCUCUUCAAUAUCUUUAUGAACCUACCUCAGAUUUAACAUUUCCUCACCGGCUAUAUCCUGUGUAACCCCCCC